AUGAAUCACUUUGCGCAUCAUUCCCCGCCACUUACAGCUCGCUGUGCGCAACGACGAGGAGCUGAACAAACUGCUCGGCGGAGUGACCAUCGCUCAGGGUGGCCCGGCACCGUGGCUCUGAGGGAGAUCCGCCGUUAUCAGAAAUCUACUGAGCUGCUCAUCCGUAAGCUGCCCUUCCAGCGCCUGGUAAGAGAAAUCGCUCAGGACUUUAAGACCGAUUUGCGCUUCCAGAGCUCGGCUGUCAUGGCACUGCAGGAGGCGAGCGAGGCAUACUUGGUCGGCCUGUUCGAGGACACUAACCUGUGUGCCAUCCACGCCAAGAGAGUGACCAUCAUGCCCAAGGACAUUCAGCUGGCACGCCGUAUUCGCGGAGAGCGCGCUUAAACGCAGACUCCGUCUAACGCACACAAAGGCUCUUUUAAGAGCCACCUCACUGUCUCACAGAAACGAGCCCGUCUCCAUCCCCUGCACGGAACACCGUUCUGUUUGAGCUCACGGUUCGAGUGGAGUCGGAGCAGUGAAACAGAACAGCUGUUAGGACACAGUGGCCAGAGUUCUAGAACUCCUCGCGGUUUGACUGACAGGUUUUUGUCCUUUUAGAUAUUGUGGUGUCUGAGCGCCGCUUCAGUAAUCAGAAGAGAGAAGCAGAAAGUUUUCUCCGCUGCUUGGAAAUGAGCAAAGUCUUUGUGCCCGGGAAGACGACGACUGGCAAGGGGGCAGUUUAAAGCUACACAGAUUAAGGGUUGUAAUAUUAUGAUGUGCUUAUACAAACUCUCCCUGCUGUAAAGGCAGCAAAAUUACAUGGAAAAAUUUAUUCACAGUUAGCCAGUUUGCAUGGUGAUACAGGUGGUGAAUGUCAAUCCUUAUUCGUAUUGACACAGAUAUCAUCAAAUGUUACGACAUGUUGCUGCUGCUUUUCUUCAUUGAGACAGACAUGUUGAUUUUGUUUUGACAGAUGUGUGUUUUUCCUGCAGCCUUUGUAUGCAUAUAAACGGACAGCUGUGUCAAAAACAAACUUGCAAAAUAGGAGCUUCACGAGCUCACAGAUGGUUUUGGAGGUAAGCGUGUAAUUGCUGGAAGUUUCUGCAAUGGAAAACUACAAUACUUAUAUUUAUCAACAAUAGUAUAC
Molecule: messenger RNA, 1129 nt
Organism: Neoarius graeffei (lesser salmon catfish)
Lineage: Eukaryota; Metazoa; Chordata; Actinopteri; Siluriformes; Ariidae
Exons: 3
Coding region: 1-384 (127 amino acids)
Cellular component (GO): nucleosome
Molecular function (GO): DNA binding; structural constituent of chromatin; protein heterodimerization activity
Source: RefSeq, a predicted model, not a curated record